AUGGAUGAUUCUGUGAGAGUAAUCUCCACGAGUACAAUUCAAGCACCAAGUGACAACAACAUCAAUGGAAACUCAACUGAAUUUCAGAAAAUCCAUUUAACACCAUGGGAUCUCCAAUUCCUCCCACUUGAAGCCAUUCAAAAAGGCCUUCUUUUCCACCACACCAUUGAUCCAUCAAAAAACCAAAUCCAUCAUUUGAAACAAACCCUUUCCACCACUCUUUCCUUCUUUCCACCCCUCGCCGGCCGUCUUGUAAUCACUCAACACAAAGAAGAACACAACAACACCACCUCAUCAUCAUGUUUCAUCCUUUGCAACAAUGCUGGUUCACUCUUUGUCCACGCCAAAGCAGAAAAGACUACCGUUUCCGACAUCCUUCGACCCAACAACCACUUUGUACCACCCAUUGUGUACUCUUUCUUCCCCUUCAACGGAGUCAAAAACUAUGAAGACACUCCCCACCCAAUUCUUGCUGUCCAAGUAACCGAGUUACUUGACGGUCUCUUCAUAGGUUUCACAAUCAACCACCUUGCGUCAGACGGAAAGUCGUUUUGGCAUUUCAUCAAUUCUUGGUCUCAAAUCUCACGAGGAGUUUCUUUAAACAAACAUCCUUCACCUUCACCUUCACCUUCACUUAAACGCUGGUUUCCAAACGACAUUCAUCAACUUCCCAUACGUUUCCCUUUCGCAACUGAUCAAUUCAUCCAAACCUCCAAACCAAACAACUUAGGUGAAAGAGUAUUCCAUUUCACGAAGGAGAAAAUCGCGGAACUGAAAUCAAAAGCAAACGCAGAAACUGAUAUGAAUAUUACAAUCUCUUCACUUCAAGCGGUAUUAUCUCACGUUUUGCGUUCUGUGGUUCGUUGCGAAAGACUUGAUCCACAACAAGACGUUCUUUAUGGAUUACUGAUUGGGGUUAGAGCAAAGAUGAUUCCUCCGCUUGAAGAUGAAUAUUUCGGAAAUGCAAUUUCAGUUUGUGGUUUUACAAUGAAAGCAGGAGAAAUUCUUGAUAGUGGGAUUGGAAUGGUAGCAUUAGAGAUGAACAAGACUAUUUGUCUAAAUUCGGGUGAUGAGAAAAUAAGAAAUAGUUACGAGUGUUGGCUGAGAAAAGCAAAGAUGUUUACAGGUGGGAGUGAUUUGACUCGUUGUUAUACAUUGACAACAAGCAGUUCUCCGAGGUUUGAUGUUUAUGGUAAUGAUUUCGGUUGGGGAAAGCGUGUGGGAGUUGGAUGCGGGGGUGCGAAUAAAAGAAAUGGCAGGAUUACUGUGUUUGCUGGGGCGGAAGAAGGCAGUAUAGAUGUUUUACCGUGUCUUCCUUAUGAGAUCUUGGAGGCCAUGGGAAAUGAUACUGAGUUCAUGCAUUAA
This is a messenger RNA of Vicia faba (fava bean), 1365 nucleotides long. The record is from the annotation of a GenBank genome assembly. Lineage: Eukaryota; Viridiplantae; Streptophyta; Magnoliopsida; Fabales; Fabaceae.